This is a messenger RNA of Syzygium oleosum, 1778 nucleotides long. RefSeq names its product glucan endo-1,3-beta-glucosidase 8. The transcript has 2 exons. Bases 187 to 1617 code for a protein of 476 amino acids. Gene Ontology annotation, biological process: carbohydrate metabolic process. The record is from RefSeq and is a predicted model, not a curated record. Gene Ontology annotation, molecular function: hydrolase activity, hydrolyzing O-glycosyl compounds. NCBI's taxonomy places the organism in Eukaryota, Viridiplantae, Streptophyta, Magnoliopsida, Myrtales, Myrtaceae. Gene Ontology annotation, cellular component: plasma membrane.
AUGUCCAGCUCUCUUUCUUCUUCUCUCUAUUCUUCCGUAUAGCCAUUCAAACUUUCAGUCUCCAUUAACCAAGUAACCUUGCAACCAUUUCUCCAAUUUUCACCUGUUGGGAAGGAGGAAAGUUGCUUCGACUUUGGGCUUUUUCUUCCGGUUCAUUCAUCUCUCGGAGACAAGCCGGCUCAAUCGAUGGCCCGAGCCGAGCUCCUAGUCAGGGCCUGUUGCGUGCUCGUCGCCCUGUCGAAUGUCGUCCACGGCAUCGGCGUGAACUGGGGGUCGAUCACGUCCCAUCCGCUGUCGCCGAGCAUCGUGGUCCAUAUGCUCAAGGACAACGGGAUCGACAAGGUCAAGCUCUUCGAUGCGGACUCUUGGACGGUCGACGCAUUGGCUGGAUCGGGCCUUGAGGUCAUCGUGGGCAUUCCCAAUGAUCAGCUCGCGAGAAUGGCUGAUAGCUACAAGAAUGCCAGGCACUGGGUGAAAGAGAAUGUCACCAAGCAUCUCUAUGAUGGGGGUGUUGACAUUAGAUAUGUGGCGGUUGGAAAUGAACCAUUCUUGAAGAGCUACAAUGGCAGCAACCUGAAAACCACAGUCCCGGCAUUGCAGAACAUCCAGAAGGCGCUCGACGAGGCCGGUCACGGGGACAAAAUCAAAGCGACGAUACCAAAUAAUGCCGACGUCUAUGAAUCCCCAUCGAACAAGCCUUCCGAUGCCGUUUUCCGGAGUGAUAUCAAAGGUAUCAUGACCGAGCUGGUCAAGUUCCUCCACGACAACAACGCCCCGUUUAUGGUCAACAUAUAUCCUUUCCUUAGUCUCUAUUUGAACGCCGAUUUCCCGUUUGAUUUCGCCUUCUGCGACGACGCUGGGAAGCCGAUAUACGACAAGGGCACUGAGUACAAGCACGUGUUCGACGCGAAUUACGACACCCUCGUUUGGGCGUUGAAGAAAGCCGGAGUCCCCAACUUGAAGAUCAUCGUCGGGGAAGUCGGGUGGCCGACGGAUGGCGACAAGAAUGGCAACGUGAAAUUGGCCAAGAGGUUCUACGACGGUUUCUUUAAGAAGAUGGCCGAGAACAAAGGGACCCCGUUGAGGCCCGGGAAUUUGGACGUGUACCUCUUCAGUCUCCUCGAUGAGGACAUGAAGAGCAUCGAGCCCGGGAUGUUCGAGAGGCACUGGGGUAUCUUCCGGUACGACGGGCAGCCGAAGUUUGCCAUGGACUUCACCGGGAAAGGCCACGAAAAGAUGCCGGUCGGGGCGAAGGGGGUCCAAUACCUGCCCGCACAGUGGUGCGUGUUCAACAGGGGCUUGAACAUGAGUGCAGUGGGGAGUGAAGUGAACUAUGCUUGCUCGCUCUCCGACUGCUCGAGCUUGGGUUACGGCUCCUCCUGCAACAGCCUCGAUGCCCACGGCAACAUCUCGUACGCCUUCAACAUGUACUUCCAAAUGCAAGAUCAAGACGUCGAGUCGUGCAACUUCAACGGCAUGGCCGAGAUCGUGACGCAGAACUUCUCGAAAGGUAGCUGCCUGUUCCCGGUGCAGAUAGUGAGCGCCGGGGAAAGGCUCGGCUCGGCGUUGGGCGCGAGUCUCGUCACGGGAUUGAUUGCGUUGUUCUCGCUGUUGUAAAGGGUUCGCCAUAACACGACUCGGGUGCCAAGAAAAACACGAAAAGAGAGCUGAAAAACGCAAUUGUAAGCUGUGCAUACACCUAUUCUAGUCUUCAGCUGACUGUUCUUGGUUCUCAUUUCUAGGGAAGUAAUUGAUCAUUCAAUUAUAGAUUUGUGAUA